AUGCCAGCUCUGGAGGCAAGCGAUCCAGUCGCCAUGGACACUCAGCCUCCAAGCGUCGGCGGUAACAGUGCGCUGGGUAGCUUGAAGGGGAGACGAAAGCUGCAGCUGGUGCAGCCUUCGUCGGCAGACGAAGAGGCGAAGGUGUUGAGGGAGCUGAUGAACACGGCAGAUGCUGGGAUGAAGGAAGGAGACACAUACAACCUAGUAGACGCUAGAUGGUGGCGAGCUUGGUCCAGAUACUCGGGCUACUCGGAAUCAGAGAGCGAGUCGCAGAAGCUUACUGUGAAGCCGCUACCCAUAGACAACUCGAGCCUGGUGGAUCGGGAGGCGCAGGACAGGUUCGGCAGUGCUGAGCCUCACCUGCGGCUGGAGCUGCAGGAGGAUGGGGACUACGUUCUGGUGCCGCAGUCAGUGUGGCGCGUGCUGCACUCGUGGUACGGGGGCGGGCCAGUGGUGUCUCGCCACGUGGUGCGCAUGGGGGGCCGGGAGGAGCUAUCAGUGGAGGUGUAUCCGCUCUCUCUCGAGCUCUCCUGCGUCUCUGCCGCCACCUCACUGCCUCAUCGCGUGGAGUCAGUGGUUAUCAGCAAGCGUGCGACUGUGGGACGGCUCCGGCACCGUGCGUGCGAGCUGUUCGGCCUGCAGCCAGAGAAUGUGGGUCUGGUGCGGGUGUGGGACAACUACGGCGGCAAGCGCCACAAGGUGUUGAGUGAUGAGGGCCAGACACUGGAAGACGCUGAACUGCAGAUGGGCAACCAGAUACUGGUGGAGGUGGGGGAUAACGGCCAAUGGCCUGCCCAGGCCGUGCAUCUAGAGUCCUCCUCCUCCCCCUCCUCUCCCUCCACCCCCUCCCGUACGUCCAAACCUGCCGCCACCUCCCCAUUCCACACCUCCACCUCCCCCCGAACCUCCACUCUCGCUUCAGCCGCCGAACCUACCACCGCCGAGCCUAACGUCUCCAUAGCAGGGGGCCCUCUGUCGCACUAUAGCAGCGUGGGAGCUGCUCCCCCUCCUGGCGCGCUGUUCAUCACCUCGUGGCCUCCCAACCCUGCUGGGGAAGGAAUGGAGGGAGCAGGAGCAGGAGCAGAAGCAGAGGCAGGGGUGGAAGGAUCGACCUGGUCUCCGGUCAGAGAAAUGACUGAUGCAGAGGCGGCAGGGGGAGAAGAAGAGGGCGAAGGGGGUGGGACUGCUGCAAGUGGAGUUUAUACCAGCGCUGCUGCUGCUGCUGCUGCUGGGGGGGGUAGUGCUGGUGACGUGAGAGGGAAGCUGAAAGCAGCUUUCCCAGCAGAUGUGGGACCGGCUAAGAAGCCCACGUCUGGGCUGACACUAUCCAUUGCACCCCCCCCUUCCUCCUCCUCCUCUAUGGCUAUUGUCCCCGUGCCUAGCGCUGAGGAGAAGAAAGGCUCGGGCUCAGGCUUGGGGUUCCCGUUCAGGUUCGGGUUCGGGUUCGGUAGCAGUUCGAGUGCCAAGGCAGCAAGUGCGGCAGCAGCGAGUGCAGGAGCUGGAGCAGGGGCGCGAGCAGGGGGGUCGCAGGGGAUCCAGGGCGGUCCAGUGGGGUUGACAGGGUUGGUGAACCUUGGGAACACGUGCUUCAUGAACAGUGCGCUGCAGUGCCUGGUGCACACUGUACCGUUAGUGGAGUAUUUUAUGGCGGAUUAUAUGAGGGAGAUCAACAGAAGCAACCCCCUGGGAAUGGAGGGUGAGAUGGCAACAGCCUUUGGCGAGCUGCUGCGCAAGCUGUGGGCGCCGGGCCGGGACCCCGUGGCUCCCAGGGCCUUCAAGGCGCGCCUCUCGCGCUUUGCCCCUCAGUUCAGCGGCUACAACCAGCACGACUCGCAGGAACUUCUGGCUUUUCUACUGGACGGGCUACAUGAGGAUCUGAACCGCGUGAUGCGCAAGCCAUACAUUGAAGCAAAGGAUGCUGAUGGGAGGGCGGAUGAGGAUGUGGCGCGGGAGAACUGGGAGAACCACAAGGCGCGGAAUGACUCCAUCAUCGUUGACAAGUUCCAGGGUCAAUACAAGUCAACGCUGGUCUGUCCGCACUGCAAGAAGGUCUCGGUCACAUUCGAUCCCUUCAUGUACCUCUCGCUGCCGCUGCCCUCCAAGGCCACUCGCUCGCUGCACCUCACACUGCUCUCCUCGUUCGGGGACCAGCCCCCCCGUGCGCUCACUGUCACGGUGCCGCGUACAGGCAGGAUUCUGGACCUGCAGAGAGCGUUAGCUGAGGCGUGCCAACUGCCUCCAGGAGAGAGACUGCACGUGGCUGAGAUCUACAACAACCGCAUCUUCCGCUCGUUCCCACCGCUGGAGCAGAUCUCGUCCAUUGAGGACCGAGACAGGCUCGUGGCUUACCGCGUGCCGCGGGGGUGUGAAGCGCCCGUUAUAGUCACACAGCGAAUCAAGGAAGUCUCCACAGUCACCAACGAUUUCUUCUGGCGGCUGCAUGGCGCGCCGCUCCUCCUCCCGGUCUCCCGCUUUGACAUUCGCUCCGGUGCCGACCUUUACCGCCACGUGCGCACUGCUCUCAGGCCCUUCCUGCGACCAGGGGUAUCCAAGACCAAGACCUCACUCUCUCUCUCCCCUGCUGGGAACAGUGCUGCAUCUCCAGCCAAUGCCGCUUCUCCUGCUGCUGCAGCUGCUGCUGAUGGUGGUGUUGUUGCUGGUGGCACAGCUGAAAGCGAUGGUGCUGGUGCCAGUGGUGCUGAUGCAGGCGUUGGUGGUGCGGCUGGUGAUGGUGGUGCUGGUAGUGUUGGUGCAGAAAGCACAGGGGACAGGGAUGUGCAAGGGAAGGAUGAUCCUAUGGACGAAUCUGCAGGGAGGGAUGCCAAUACGGGUGAUGCAGCAGCAGUUGGUGAGGAGGGUGACGGAGAGACUGGGGCGACUGCAAAGGGAUCUGCAGGGGCUGAGGAUGCUGUGGGGCAGGAGGGAAGAGAGGGACAGGCGGUAGCAGCAGACGAGCCGCCGUUUUUGCUGUCUGUCACGCGAGCGCAUGUUGAGACUUCUGCUGAUGCUAUUCGGAUCCCUGAUGGCACUGAUUUGCCCAAGGGAUUCACUCCAGAUAUGCUUUCCAAGGAUGGACUUGCGCUGCUUCUGGAUUGGUCGGUCAAUGGGCUGAAGGAGUUUUAUGAUGUCGGGCAGCUUGAGGAGCUGCCCGAAGUGAGCUCGGGCAGUGCGGGGCUGCCCAUGAAGAACAAGCGGCAGGAGGGAGUGACGUUGUUCUCGUGCCUGGAUGCGUUCAUCAAGGAGGAACCCUUGGGCCCUGAUGACAUGUGGUACUGCCCACAGUGCAAGGAGCACAGGCAGGCCACUAAGAAGCUUGACCUGUGGCGACUGCCGGAGAUCCUAGUGGUGCAUCUGAAGCGCUUCUCUUACAGCCGCUAUUUUAAGAACAAGCUCGACACGCUCGUCACCUUCCCCAUCCAUGACUUCGACCUCUCGCCGUACCUGCCGCCCUGCAACGCUGAGGGAGGCGGCAACGUGUAUGAGCUGUAUGCUAUCAGCAAUCAUUAUGGUGGUAUGGGUGGAGGGCACUAUACUGCAUAUGUGCAGUUGGGCAACGAGCGCCAAUGGCACACCUUCGAUGACAGCUUUGUUUCUCCUGCAAACGAGUCACAAAUUGAGACGCCUGCGGCUUAUGUGCUCUUCUACCGGAGAGUUGGUAGCUCGCACCACUAUGCAGCUUCCCAGAACGAAGCAACAGGUGAUGGACAAAAUAACUCCACAGCUGAGGCCACUGAUAUGGACCGUGACUAG
Molecule: messenger RNA, 3750 nt
Organism: Closterium sp. Naga37s-1
Lineage: Eukaryota; Viridiplantae; Streptophyta; Zygnematophyceae; Desmidiales; Closteriaceae
Source: the annotation of a GenBank genome assembly